Molecule: messenger RNA, 2910 nt
Organism: Loxodonta africana (African savanna elephant)
Lineage: Eukaryota; Metazoa; Chordata; Mammalia; Proboscidea; Elephantidae
Gene: DNAJC25
Product: DnaJ heat shock protein family (Hsp40) member C25
Exons: 4
Coding region: 53-1120 (355 amino acids)
Biological process (GO): protein folding
Cellular component (GO): endoplasmic reticulum membrane
Source: RefSeq, a predicted model, not a curated record
CCAAGGAGUGUGGGAGAACCGCUAGGGUGGCGGAGCUGCAACCCGGGCCGGGAUGGCGGCACAGCUCGCUCUGUGCCGGGAAACCGGGGCUGCCGGCCGGCGCUGGUUGGCUUUGCUGCCCCUGCUGCUGCUGGCGCGGCCCGCGGGGGCCCUGUUGGAGGGACUGUAUUGUGGCACGCGCGACUGCUAUGAGGUGCUGGGGGUGAGCCGCACGGCGAGCAAGGCGGAGAUCGCUCGGGCCUACCGCCAGCUGGCCCGGCGCUAUCACCCCGACCGCUACCGGCCGGAGCCCGGCGACGAGGGAGCCGGGCGGACGCCACAGAGCGCAGAGGAGGCCUUCCUGCUAGUGGCGACCGCCUACGAGACUCUCAAGGAUGAAGACACACGAAAAGAUUAUGACUACCUGCUGGAUCAUCCAGAAGAGUACUACAGCCAUUACUACCACUACUAUCGCAGGCGUUUAGCCCCUAAAGUGGAUGUUAGAGUUGUGAUUUUGGUCAGUGUUUGUGCUAUUUCAGUGUUUCAGUUUUUCAGCUGGUGGAAUAGCUACAAUAAGGCAAUCAGCUACCUAGCCACAGUGCCCAAGUACCGUAUCCAAGCUACAGAAAUCGCCAAGCAGCAGGGACUGCUAAAAAAAGCCAAAGAAAAAGGCAGAAACAAAAAGUCCAAAGAGGAAAUUCGUGAUGAGGAGGAGAACAUCAUAAAGAAUAUUAUCAAGAGUAAAAUAGAUAUAAAGGGAGGCUAUCAGAAGCCCCAAAUCCGUGAUCUUCUCCUGUUCCAAAUUAUCUUGGCUCCUUUUCACCUGUGCUCAUAUAUAGUCUGGUAUUGCCGGUGGGUCUAUAACUUUAACAUCAAAGGCAAAGAAUAUGGAGAGGAAGAGAGACUGUAUAUCAUACGUAAAUCUAUGAAGAUGUCGAAGUCUCAGUUUGACAGUCUAGAGGAUCAUCAGAAAGAAACCUUUCUUAAACGGGAGCUCUGGAUAAAGGAGAAUUAUGAGGUUUACAAACAAGAACAAGAGGAAGAACUGAAGAAAAAACUGGCAAAUGACCCUAGAUGGAAGAGAUACAGGAGAUGGAUGAAGAAUGAAGGGCCUGGACGGCUAACAUUUGUGGAUGACUGAAGAUCACUGGAAUGCUGCUAUGCCAAACCAUAAUUGUGAUGUUAUCUUCCCAUCUGAAUUAUUUUAGAAAUGUAUCAGUUGCUCCUCAGCAGUAACUAAAAUUCAAGUAUUUGAUUAAAAAGAAUAAUAUAGAAAUUUAAACUUUCCCCUAAAACUUUAUACAUAGGACAUUUAAUGAUUGUUCAAUUUUUAUAAUCUAUUUGUGGGUUUUGUUAAAAGAUUUGACAUGAAGAUUUAUUCAUUGCCAUUUAAAAAUUUUAUGUCUAGUUAAAAGAGUUGACAUGAAAAUUUAUUAGAUACCAUUUUAAAUUUUUAUGUGUUUGUUUAUUCUUCAAGAGUGUUUCCUCAUUCUUUGUUAUAGUGCUACAUUUUUCUGCUUUCAUGACCUCUAUAUUUUCACAGACAGAACACAAUUACAUUAUUUGUCUUUGCAGACUUAAUCUCCAGCAGAAUGCUCCAACUAUGUUAUCUUCAUUACAAUCAUUAUAGGAUUGAAAUAUGUUUUAAAAAAUCUCUCUAGGAGAGCCUUCUGCUGGAAUGCCUUUAUAAAAUAUUCUCCCUCACCCAUCGUUAUAGUAUUCCUCAUAAGAUCAAAACUCUCCAGGAGAGUGAGUCUACCAGCAUGUCCUUGUAGGAUGAUCUUGAUUACAGUCAUUAUAGGACUAUAACUGUAUUCUCCAACAUUUCUCCAGAAAGGACCUUAUAAAAAGGUCUUUUGUACCACAGUAUCACUUUUUUUUUUAAUUUAAAAAGUAAUGACAGGGCAGAAAUAGUGUUCUGAAAACUUGCUCAUAUAUUAUGAAGUCCUUGAGUGGUAAAAUCCAAGUGUUCAUAUAUGCAUUUAUAUGCAUUUAAACCAGAAAGAGGAGGUGCAUGGCUGGGUGCUUUACCGUUGAUCAGUGAAGUAUAAAUGUUUUUAUAUAUUAUAUGUGGAAGUGAAAGGAAUCCACACAUAAUUUGGCUCAAGCAAGCAUGAUACUGCACUGAAGUAUCAAUAUGCAUUCAUGGUAGUGAAUCAAUACUCCUGUUAAAGGAUUUAUCCCAUUGCUUUAUAUUAAUAAAAUGAUUGCAAUACACCACAAGUUUGUUGGUAUGGAAUUUUAAAUCAAAGAUUAACAUUAUCUUUUUAAUAUGUAAUUUUUAAAGACUAGUGUAGCAUAGUAGCUAUGCAGUGUUUUUCUAGCUAAAAUAAGUUAGUCCUUUCAAGAGUUCAGCCCUCAAAUUUACAGUAUACCAAGAAGCAGGAGGCCUGUGUUCCAACCUUGCUAAUACAGCCAAAGACUUUAGGCAAGUUACGUAAUCUGUGAGUGAGGGCUGCAGUUGCCUCACUUAUAAAGUUGGGGAGGAGUUUGACCAGAUGAUUACUACAGCUUUUCUGCAGCUCUGUGAUCUAGUACGGUAUUUACUUUUUUUGUAAACUAUAGAUGAAGGUGUUUUAUGCGUCCGUUCUUUUAUAGGAGGAUGGAGAAGGUACUGAGCUAAAGUAUAAGCAGCUAUGUUUUAAACUUCAAAUGUCCAACUCUUACCAUAGAUAAAUGCCUUUCAAAGGUACUGUGCUUGUAGAGUUAGCAAUCCUUAAUGAAUGCAUUAUCAGGUAAUUCACACAAAGUGGUACUCAUCAUCCAAGAACAUAUAUGCCAUAUGUUAUAAGGACCAAAAAGAAACGUAAGCUCUUCCCUCUCUGUUAAAAUUUCAAGGAGAUUUGUGAUUGACUCUGUAUUUUUUACCUAGUGAUAAGAAUAGUAGGACAGGAUAUGUUAGUGUUCAUAAAGGUGGUCUGAUGCACACAA